Molecule: messenger RNA, 1514 nt
Organism: Rhipicephalus sanguineus (brown dog tick)
Lineage: Eukaryota; Metazoa; Arthropoda; Arachnida; Ixodida; Ixodidae
Product: protein PRRC1
Exons: 8
Coding region: 157-1446 (429 amino acids)
Biological process (GO): activation of protein kinase A activity
Cellular component (GO): cytoplasm
Molecular function (GO): protein kinase A regulatory subunit binding
Source: RefSeq, a predicted model, not a curated record
AAAAGGGGUUGGGCAGGUAACAACACUGGUUUAGACGUGGCUGCUGAUUUCGUUUUCGACGUCCGUAAACUUCGUGCGUUUUUCAGCUGCGAAAACAAGUUACCUUCGGAUCGAGCUUUCAGAGCGAUCUGAGCUGAAAAUAUCAGCCCUAUCACCAUGAUGGAAGAAGCGGCAGACGAUGCUAACGGGGAUUCGACGUUCGAAUUCGUCGCCGUCAAAGACGCUUCAGUGCACUCUGACAGCACUGAGCCGAAGCCAGAUGACAAUGCAGCAGGAAGUGUGGAGAAGACACAGCAGACAGCGGGAAGCGCAGAGAAGACACAGCAGAAAGCAGCCCCGUCGAGCCCACCAGUGGUGACGACGGUGCCGACGUCUUUCCAACCGGCAAUGCCCCCUCAGACGUUGACCCAGAGUCAGGCACCUCUGCGGCCAUCACCGUUCCAGCACACCCAGGUGUCAAGUGCCUAUUCCUCAGCUGGCAUGCAUCCACAACAGGGUGCAACAGCAGCAGUGACAGCCCCAGUGGCUGGAUCUUAUGCAUCUCAGUUUCCACCACCCAUGCAGUCUGUCUAUCAGCCACCACCAGUGGGAGCACAGCACCAAUCACAACCACCACCACUGCCACCACAACAGUAUUACACAAGCCAACCUAGCCAUUCCUACCCUGCAUACCCUGGUUCAGGAGAUCAGUCCUUUUCAGUCUCCCUACCUACGGACUACGACCAGAACCUUCCACAGUCACCAUCUGGCAAUAGUGGCAUGUGGGGUUGGUUUAAGGGCAAUGAUUUCCUGAAUAAGGUCGCAGAGAAAGCUAAGAACUCGGUUGACUCGGUGAUCACCACAUUAGACCCAGGAAUGAAAGAAUUCAUCUAUUCUGGUGGUGACAUUGACAUUCUUGUUGCCUCCCACGAUGACCUCCGCAUCAUUGGCCCUGUCCGCGAGGCAUUCCAAAAGGUUUUUGGAAGGGCUACAGUUACAGGUGUUACCAUGCCCCCAUCCAACAUGGCACCCCAGCCUGUUGGAUUUGCGGCUGGCCUGAAAGCAGCCGAAGACAAGAUCACAUCACUCCAGAUGAGAGGCCGUGUGCCCGCCGCCCUACCAAUCUUGGCUGUUGAGAGCUUCAUUGUAGAACUUACACCAGAUAGCUGGUUUGACAUGCACUGCCUCGUACUAAAGGAUGACUCCAGCGGGGUGUUCCUGCAUACAUUCGGCCAACCAACGCCUGUACCAGCAGAGUUCAUUGCGGAGAUACAGGACAGGACACCAGCAGACUACCCGCUUCGUUGGUGUGGCCUAGCGGUCACUGUUGGGGAAGUGGCGAGCCCUCGUCUCGUUGUGCCACAGUCGGAGUGGAGAGCCGUGCUUGGUGGCAUUUCUGACGCACAGUUGGUUAGCUCUGCCGCUUGUGCCCUGGCUUCCAUGUACAGAAGGGCGUUACGCCGGUGACGUUGAAGUUGGAACUUCCGCCUGCUUGUCUCAGUGUCGGCUUGUAUAAAGAGUUGCUUUGCAUCCGA